Gavia stellata (red-throated loon) is the source of this 3329-nucleotide messenger RNA. RefSeq names its product pyridine nucleotide-disulphide oxidoreductase domain 1 (gene PYROXD1). The coding region runs from base 1 to 1500 and encodes 499 amino acids. The record is from RefSeq and is a predicted model, not a curated record. Lineage: Eukaryota; Metazoa; Chordata; Aves; Gaviiformes; Gaviidae. The transcript has 12 exons. Gene Ontology annotation, molecular function: flavin adenine dinucleotide binding; oxidoreductase activity.
AUGGCGGCUGCCCCCGGCGUUGCGCGGAGUCGGUUCGUGGUGGUGGGCGGAGGAAUCGCAGGGGUUACCUGCGCGGAGAAGCUGGCCAUGGAAUUCCCAUCAGAAGACAUUUUUUUGAUGACAGCUUCUCCAGUUAUAAAAGCUAUAACGAAUUUCAAACAGGUCUCCAAAACACUUGAGGAAUUUGAUGUAGAAGAGCAACCAAGUUCUCUAUUAGAAAAACGAUAUCCCAAUAUUAAAGUUAUACAGUCUGGAGUAAAACAAUUGAAAAGUGAUGAACAUAAAAUUUUCACUGAAGAUGGGAAAGAAUAUAUGUAUGAAAAACUUUGCCUGUGUGCUGGAGCAAAACCAAAAUUAAUUUCUGAAGAAAACCCAUAUGUGUUAGGAAUCCGGGAUACUGACAGUGCACAGGCUUUUCAGAAGAAUUUGGCUCAAUCUGAGAGAAUAGUAGUGGUAGGAAACGGUGGGAUUGCACUUGAAUUAGUGUAUGAAAUCCAAGGCUGCGAAGUAAUCUGGGCUAUCAAAGACAAAGCCAUUGGGAACACUUUUUUUGAUGCAGGAGCAGCUGAAUUUCUCAUUCCAAAGCUAACUGCUGAAAAACGAGAGACUCCAAUUGAAUGUAAAAGAACCAAGUAUACAGUGGAAGGAAGUGAGGAAAAAGAAAGACCUACAGCAGCAUCUGACAAACUUGGCAGUGCCUUAGGCCCUGAUUGGCAUGAGGGCUUACAUCUUAAAGGGACUAAAGAGUUUUCUCAUAAAGUACAUAUUGAAAUACUAUGUGAAGUAAAGAAAAUACACUUACAGCAAGAAUUUCUACAGCUGCAACGGACUUCUUUGACUUUUCCUAAGGAAGAGAAAAACGUAGAACCAGAUGAGGUGCUAUGGCCUGUAUAUGUGGAAUUAACUAAUGGAAAAAUUUAUGGAUGCGAUUUCAUUGUCAGUGCGACUGGAGUUGUGCCAAACAUUCAACCAUUUCUUGAUGGCAAUAAUUUUGCUGUAGGUGAAGAUGGAGGUCUUAAAGUAGAUAAACACAUGCACACAUCCCUACCAGAUAUAUAUGCAGCUGGAGAUAUGUGCACGGCAUCGUGGGAACCUAGUCCAGUGUGGCAUCAGAUGAGACUGUGGACUCAAGCUAGGCAGAUGGGAUGGUAUGCAGCAAAAUGCAUGGCAGCAGAUACUUUAGGGGAAUCUAUUGAUAUGGAUUUCAGCUUUGAACUAUUUGCUCAUGUUACAAAAUUUUUCAAUUACAAGGUGGUGGUUUUGGGAAAGUACAAUGCUCAAGGCUUGGGUUUAGACCAUGAGCUGAUGCUGAGAUGUACCAAGGGACAAGAGUACGUUAAAGUAGUGAUGCAGAAUGGCCGAAUGAUGGGAGCUUUGCUCAUUGGUGAAACGGACUUAGAAGAAACCUUUGAAAACUUAAUUUUAAAUCAGAUGGAUCUUUCAGCCUAUGGUGAAGAUCUCCUGAAUCCAGAUAUUGAUAUAGAAGAUUAUUUUGAUUGAACAAAACCCCAUUUCCAUUUUGUAUAAAGAUUCAGCACCGAGUAAUGUGUCUUAUAAAACUGUUCCCUCAGGAUUACCAGAAAUGAGGGAUAAAUGUAACUCCUUAUUAAGAUUUUGUGUUGAUCUUGUCAAAAUACUGACCGGCAAAUUAAGUUAAUCUGCAUAGAAGUGCAGCAACAAAAGCAAGUGGAUUAGUGUUGGCAAAGAGUUUUCAUGUAGAUUAGAUGAGCAUAUGAGAACUGGGCUAUAACAGUCUUAAAAAGUGGGCUUCGCUGUGCUGUUAAGAUAGCACUGCAUUCACUUGAAUGGAAGGUAGCCUUCACUUUUAAAAAGAAGUAGAUAAAACGUGUUAAAUCCCAUGCCUGCCUCAUAGCUCCCUUCUUCCUCAAACCAUGCAUAAUUCACCUGCCAUGGUUACCAGAGCCCAGUUUCCCCAUGGCUUACUGCCAUGCACAUUCCUCAUCUCAACCAGCAAGCCACCCUUGUGAGCCAGGAUGCCUUGAUGUGAUGGUGCUGCCUUACCUGCCUAAAGCUACCUCCGGACUCGAGCAGUGUGAGUAUUGGCUAGCGUGGGAAAGCCCCUACUUCCUAAAACGACUUGCUCAGUUGAACAUUGACGAAGUAGUCAUGCAGUGUCACAGUCCACCAGUCCCCCUCCACCGCUCAGACCUGCAAAUACCUGGCAGAGGUUUCAAGAUUCUUAUUCCACCUAACGGUAUCAUCUCUGUCGAGCUGGCUCAGAUUAAGAGAGGACAUCUGUAGGGCACAGGGCACUACUACCUAGAAUGUGGUCUGCAAACAUAUGGCAAGAUGGAUGCUUUUUUUUUUUCACCCCCAUAAGUUUAUUUCUGAAAUAAACUUAUUUUCUACUCAGCUAAGUACAGAACACAAAAACUUUAAACAAUGAAAGCCAGGAUGAGAUGUCAGUUGAGAGCAGGGUUUUUUACUGCUUGUCACUUCAGCAGUUUAGGUAUUGUGGUAGAGCUGCACUGGUGCAUCCUGUCUGAUCUUCAGCAGGAUCAGCAUGCAGUGCACUCCAAGGGAAGGCUAAACACAGCAGCAUUGGUGGAUGUCACCUGCAGCGGUCUUCCCUGUCAGGAGCCUGUGGAGCAGGCUGCUGUAUCCAGGCUGUGGUAGAUGGUACUGGAUGCCCUUUUGAAUGUCAGUUUUGUAUCCCAAUGGGAUACUUAAUAGACAACCAUUACAGUCACUUAAUGAAAAUGUUCAUGGGGACUAUGUGUCUUGGUCACUUUCUGCCCUCUCCUCACUUCCACUGUCAUGCAUAUUGGUUCCAGGAAGGAAUUUUUGCAGUACUAAACUCCAAUUUGACUUGUGGUAACUAGUGACAAAAUAUCUACUAUUAAACUCCCGCUUGCAACUUAAGCUGUUUGUUUUCAAUCAUAACUAGCUCCCUGGCUGUAGGUUUAGUUACACAAGAUGCACUUUAAUAUUAAACAGUGAUGUGUACAUACAGGCUUGCUUCAGUCAAGUUCCUUCUUUUUUAGUUGCUAGAUGUAAUUUAGUGCCUAGGUGAUAAAGCCCAACAAUUGAAAUUAUGCCUUAAUGUCCUCUCCAUAUUCCGUAGUGCCAUGUGUGGACAUAGGUUGUUUCAUACUGGCUUUUGUUUACACUUGCUACUUGGGAGUUGCUGUUUAUUUAUGGUGAAACUGGGAACAAUUUGUUGUACUCCACUAAACACAAAGUUGCAGUAAUAUUGACACUUCUCCCAGGAAAUCACUGAUUAUUUUUUAAGAGAAUGACUGUUUAAUUAAAUGAAUUAAUUCCAUUUUUGGCAAAGGUUUCAUUUAAAUGAUGGGUGAAAUACUAAG